Messenger RNA from Pelecanus crispus (Dalmatian pelican), 3088 nucleotides. NCBI's taxonomy places the organism in Eukaryota, Metazoa, Chordata, Aves, Pelecaniformes, Pelecanidae. The record is from RefSeq and is a predicted model, not a curated record.
UACUACCUGUGCUGUUUAAGGAAGAGCUGAAAAAUGUAGAGUCUGAAGAAGGGGGAACGGCUGUCUUGCACUGUGAGAUCUCCAAGCCAGAUGCCCCUGUUGAAUGGAGAAAAGGAGGGGUGGUCAUUCAGCCCAGUGACAAGUACGAGAUGAAGCUGAAAGGCAGCAUUGCUGAGCUGAUUAUCCAUGGUGUAGAGCCUGAUGACUGUGGGGAUUAUACCUGCAGCACUGGAUACGAGAUCACCACAGGUUCUGUGUAUGUGCAAGCCAAGAACAGCAUUGUCCAGGGCUUGGAGAAUGUGGAAGCCAUGGAAGGAGGAGAAGCCCUGUUUGAAUGCUAUCUCUCCAAGCCCGAGUGCUACAAUUACAACUGGCUGAUUGAUGAUGAACCUGCCAAAACUACAGAAAACACAGAGAUGGUUUACUUUGAAAAUGGACGCAGGCAUCUUCUGCUGCUGAAGAACCUAACCCCCCGGGACAGCUGCAGGGUGACUUUUAUGUGCAGCGAUGCAGUGACCUCAGCCUUCUUGACGGUGAAAGAAUGGCGCUUACGGAUCUUGCAGCCUCUCACAGAUGUCGAAGUCUCUCCAGGGGAGAAAGCUAUAUUUAGCUGCGUUCUAAGUGAAGCAGUGCCAAUUACUGAAGUUGCCUGGUAUAGUAAUGACAUAGAGAUCCAGUCAGAUGAGGACUGGGAGGUACAAGCAGAUGGAAACAAAUACAAACUUAUUCUGAAAAAAGCCCAACCUCAUCAUUCUGGAGAGGUGACCUUUGCUUCCAGGGAAGCAAUUGCAUCAGCCAAGUUAUCUGUGAUAGCCCGCCCCGAUCCACCUGAAGAACCAGAGGUUUUAAGUAAGAACAGCCACUCUGUAACUCUGUCUUGGUACAAGCCGUUGAGCGAUGGCGGUUGUGACAUCCUAGGCUACAACGUGGAGAGGAAAAUCCCAGGUAUUGGCUGGCAGUCAUGCAGCCAGGGCAUUAUUCAAAACACAGAGUUUAUGGUGGACGAUCUCACCCCUGGUGAACCCUACAGAUUCCGCGUCUCGGCUAUAAACAAAGUUGGGGCCAGCGAGCCAGUCCACUUCCCUCAGACGGUGCGGCUAGAGCCUCCAGUUACAGUCACCCAUCCUUUGGUGGGAGGAUCCGUCUCAGAAGGGGAGGUGGCUCGCUUGGAGUGCAAGUUAUCAAGUGAAACUGAAAAGAGAGUGACAUGGUUCAAAGGAAAAGAACAAAUACAAGCUGGAGGGAGAUACGAGAUCCUCUCUGAUGGAAAAAAGCAGAUACUCAUUAUUCAUGCAUUUAAACCUGAAGAUCAGGACACAUAUACCUGCAUGGUUUCUCCAGAAGUCAAAUCUGUUGCCAGCUUGUGUCUUGAAGUUCCCACAGUGACAAUGCUAAAAGAGAUUGCCAGGGAAGCACCCCCUGAGAGCCAACCAGAAGAGCUGGUGGAUGGCCAUGUCCAGCCCAGCUUGCCCCCUGAGGCUGCUCAGGAGGGAGACCUUCACCUCCUGUGGGAAGCCCUGGCCAAGAAACGCCGGAUGAGCCGGGAGCCCACCUUGGAUUCCAUCAGCGAGGUGCCUGAAGAGGACGAGAAGCUUCAGAAGUUGAGGAAGGAGGAAGCAGAGAUGUCUCACUAUUACUCAGAGGAGUACUCCACGUGUGAUGAGCUGGCUAGGACAGGAGAAGCAGAUCUCUCAUUCACAAGCUCAGAUGAUGAGUCUAGAGCUGGGACUCCUUCACUGGUGAACUACCUCAAGAAAGCUGGGAAGACAAGUGUCAGUGUUACUAGCAAGGUUCAGUCCACCUCCACAGGCAAAUUAUGGAAACAGUGGGAGAAAUCCGGUGCGGAGACUGUUGUGACUGCCCCAGCUGCUAAACCAGCUGAACCAGAAAUACCAGAUUUAGAUGAUCCUUCCAUGAACAUGGCCGCUGUGAAGAUCCAGGCUGCUUUCAAAGGCUACAAAGUCAGGAAAGAGAUCAAACAACAAGAGUGCCCAGUGUUUACUGAGACCUUCAAAGAUUUCUCUGGUGAGCCUGGAAGCACUCUCCACCUUGAGUGUGUGGCCCACAGCAAAACCGACAUGAAAGUCCGUUGGCUGAAAGAUGGGGAGGAGCUUUCAGACAGUCGCCACCAUCACAUAGACAAUUACAGUGAUGGGACCUGCUCUUUGAUUAUCACUGGCCUGGACAGGAAAGAUGCGGGUAAAUACACCUGUGAGGCAUCCAAUAAAUUUGGCAAGGUUUCACACAGUGCUAAGGUGGUUAUUGGCACUCAGGAACCUCAAGUUCUUCAUAAGGAGGAGCAGGUUAAACAAAGCACUGACAGUGAGACAGAGAGCUCAUCUGGCAGUGAGCUGGAUGAUGCUUUCCGUAAAGCAGGAAGGAGACUUCAUAGACUCUUCAGGGCCAAGAUCUCAACAGAGAUAUCUGACGUGGAGGAAGAGCUCUUUGUCAGUGCAGAUGAAGGGGACAUAGAGGUGGUUGACCAGCAGACAUAUCGUGAGGAUGACCAGUACAUCUACAUCAAGUUUGAAAUCUUGUCUGAGGCAAAAACUGCUGCCACUCGUUUCAGAGAGAUGUUUGGUGCCCUGGGAAUUCCCGUGGAGAUUGACAUUUUAGAACAAAGCCCUAAAAAAAUUGAAUUGCGUAUUGGGAAAGCAACACCACCCACCCAUGAGAAGUUUGUACCACCAGUAGUGAGACCUCCACCACCUUUGCUGACUUCUGAUACAGCUCCCAUGUUCAUGACUGAGCUCCAAAACCAAGAGGUACAAGAUGGAUAUCCAGUCAGCUUUGACUGCAUUGUCGUUGGCAAACCGCUCCCCACGGUUCGCUGGUUCAAGGAUGGGAAAGCUAUUGAAGAAAACGAUCAUUACAUGAUCAACGAGGACCAGGAAGGGUGUCAUCAGCUGAUCAUCACAGCUGUGGUCCCCGCUGACAUGGGUGUUUAUCGUUGCCUUGCUGAAAACAACAUGGGAGUUGCUUCAACCAAGGCUGAGCUUCGAGUGGACUUGACCAGCACUGACUAUGAGACAGCAGCAGAUGCAACAGAGACGUCUUCUUACUACAGUGCCAAAGAAUAUAUUUCAAG